AAACAGAGCCAACUGCAACAAACGGCAAAUGGUUGAAAACUGGUGGAAAUCCUCUUCUCCAUUGCUCUAGAUUUUCUCCCACAAUUUCUUCUUUCCAUCAAAUUCAAUGUAUAAACCUUGUUCCCUGUUAUCUAGGGUUGGCUUUGGCUUCUCCAUUUCCGUUUCUAUGUAACUAUACAUCGCCUCCUUGUUUAAUCCCUCACAUUCACUGAUCUCCGGCUCUCUAGAGUUGAAUUGCAGGACACGUCAUGAUGAUUCCUGAUUCCCUUGUUCGCGAAUCGUCGAUGGAGAAUGGAUCAAUGGAAAUUCCAUGCACGCCGGAGGAAGAGAGGAGGAUCGUAGAGGAAUUGACCGCCAAAGCUGAGGCUAAUUUGCGCGAGGGAAAUUCGUAUUACGUCAUCUCCACCAGGUGGUUUAUGGCAUGGAAAAGGUACAUUGGGAAAAUAGAGAAUGGUUAUCCAUUUGAUAGCAAUUCUGUUGGACAUCCAUCUGUGGCAAAAGAUAGGCCUGGACCAAUUGAUAACAGGGACCUAAUUGUAAAUGAAGUAGUAAAAGAUAAAGAUGAAGAUCUGCUACUUCAUAGAACUCUGCAAGAAGGGCAUGAUUAUGAAUUAGUUCCCGAAGAAGUUUGGGAGAGGCUUCUGAAAUGGUAUAAAGGAGGGCCGGUAUUGCGGCGAAAAAUGAUAUCUGUUGGGGAACAACAUAAGCAAUUCAGUGUGGAGGUCUUCCCUGUACAUCUCAGGUUGAUUGACUCUAGAGACCAGAGUGAGGCAGUUAUAAGGUUAAGUAAAAAGGCUUCUCUAUGUACCCUUUAUGAAAGGGUCUGUCAACUAAAAGCUUUAGAUCCAGAAAAGGUUUGUAUAUGGGACUACUUCAAUAGGAAGCAGAAAACUUUAUUAAAUUCUUCUAGCCAAACUCUGGAGGAGUCUAAUAUACAGAUGGAUCAAGAAAUUCUUCUUGAGGUACCAGUUGAUGGAUCUACCAGGGUCUCAACUGGAAAUAGCUUAGCAAUGAUUCCAGUAGAGUCCACAGGAUCAACGUCUUCCAUUGCUGGUGGGCCAUCUAUAUCUAAUGGGAAUUCAGCUAGUUAUAACUCCAGCAGACACGAGCAAACUACUUCAACAUAUGGGGAUAUGGAGGGUGGACAUGAUGGUUUAAAGCCUGGAUCUGGAGGAGAUAGAGGUCUAGCAGGAUUGCAAAAUUUGGGGAAUACUUGCUUCAUGAAUAGUGCGCUUCAGUGUUUAGUUCAUACACCGUACCUUGUUGAUUACUUCUUUCAAGAUUACAGUAAUGAGCUCAACAAACAAAAUCCUUUGGGAAUGCAUGGAGAGCUUGCGCUCGCAUUUGGUGAAUUGCUGAGGAAACUCUGGUCUUCUGGUCGAACUCCAGUCGCACCUCGUGUAUUUAAGGGAAAACUUGCCCGUUUUGCUCCCCAGUUCAGUGGUUAUAAUCAGCAUGAUUCGCAGGAGCUCCUUGCUUUUUUUCUGGAUGGGCUGCAUGAAGACCUAAAUCGUGUUAAGCAGAAACCCUAUAUUGAGGCCAAGGAUUAUGAUGGUCAGCCAGAUGAGGUAGUUGCUGACGUGUUUUGGAAAUAUCACAAGGCCCGGAAUGAUUCAGUAAUUGUAGAUAUUUGUCAGGGCCAAUACAAAUCAACGCUGGUUUGUCCAGUGUGUGGCAAGAUAUCUAUAACAUUUGAUCCCUUCAUGUACCUAUCAUUGCCUCUUCCGUCAAUAGCUACUAGAUCUAUGACAGUAACAGUGUUAUAUGGUAAUGGAAGUAGCCUUCCUAUGCCAUUCACUGUUAAUGUUCUGAAGCAAGGAAACUGCAAAGAUCUUAUCCAGGCAUUAGGUAUUGCUUGCAGCUUACAAAGUGAUGAAUACUUGCUCCUCGCCGAGGUCUAUGAAAAUCGGAUAUAUCGAUACGUGCAAAGUCCAUCAGAACUAUUGGCUACAAUUAAAGACGAUGAACAUAUAGUUGCCUACAGACUUCCAAAGAGGGAUACUGAUUUAACAAGAGUAGAGAUAUAUCACCGACAUCAGGCCAAUGAGGGUAAGCUGUUCUUGACGCCAUUAGUGACGGACUUAGAAGAUCCACAAUCUGGAGCUGAUAUUUAUCUCGCUGUUGAAAAAAUGCUCUCUCCUUUGAGAAGGAAAGAAUUAGAUACUUCAACAAGUAUGGACUAUAGCAGAGAGAAUGACUCCUCUUCCAGUACCCCAGAAGAGAAAAUGAACACCUGCAGCAGUCAAUUACUACCAGCAAUCCAAUCAACAGUUGAAAUAGAGGGAGAUGAAAUACCCAGCAAGGACUUCACAUUUCAGCUUUGCAUCACUGAAGAUAAUGGUUACAAAUGGAGGCCUAUAAUGAAAGAUACCCCCAUAAGACCUGGUCGUUUGACAAAAUUCCUAGUUGAAUGGACUGAAAAAGAACACGAGAUUUAUGAUGGUAGCCAUCUACAGGUUCUUCCUGAGGUUCACAAGUCUCGAAUCUUUGCAAACAAAAGCAAGCAAGAAGCUGUGUCUCUAUUUAGUUGCUUGGAUGCUUUUCUGAAAGAGGAGCCUCUAGGCCCUGAUGAUAUGUGGUAUUGCCCUCAGUGCAAGGAACACAGACAAGCUGGCAAAAAAUUAGAUUUGUGGAGAUUGCCAGAUGUACUUGUGAUUCACUUGAAACGAUUCUCGUAUAGUAAAUGGCUGAAAAACAAGCUUGACACAACUGUUGAUUUUCCCAUCCACAAUCUUGACGUAAGCAAAUAUGUGAAGAGUAAAAAUGCUUCUGCUGGGAGUCAUAUGUAUAAUCUGUAUGCCAUUAGUAACCACUAUGGGGGCCUUGGUGGUGGACAUUAUACUGCUUACUGCAAGUUAAUUGAUGACGGAAGGUGGUAUCAUUUUGAUGAUUCUCAUGUGUCACCUGUGAGUGAGUCCGAGAUCAAAACAUCGGCAGCUUAUGUAUUGUUCUACGAACGAGUUAAAAAUAAUUUAAACGGAACAUUGGGGGAGCCAUCAGAGCAUCAUAUUCCUUCUUGAUGUGUGGCUGAUGCUCUUUUUGCUCUAAAAGACUAUCAUGCUACCUGUUUGAUAAAGCAAACCCGCACUGGAGUUGACGGUGGGCCAUCACUCUUUUAACCCUGCUAACAGAAAAUGCGUCGAAAUAGAGCGUCAAUGCUGAAAGUGCAAGAGCUGGGGACAGUGAUGGCAAUGCAAUCUACUAUAUGAUAUUAUUUGAAGGGAUUCAAAUUUUGUAGGCAAGCUAGUUUAUAACUUAAUCUAGUCUGUUGUCAUUCAUUGGAAGGAAGCAUUGAGGAUUUAGUGCUUAUUUUAGAGUUACCAAAUUAAAUAUGAAGUUUUGGCUUGCUUUCUGGCGUGAGAUGUCUGCUAGAAAAGAUGUGCACCAUCACUUUUUUCUUCUUUGGAAUAGAACGCUAACCAAAUUGUAUGAAAAACGGUUAAAAGUUGAUUGAUAAAGUGAUAUUCAUCUC
Messenger RNA from Salvia hispanica, 3472 nucleotides. Its product is annotated as ubiquitin carboxyl-terminal hydrolase 9-like. The record is from RefSeq and is a predicted model, not a curated record. Gene Ontology annotation, molecular function: cysteine-type deubiquitinase activity. Gene Ontology annotation, biological process: protein deubiquitination. Lineage: Eukaryota; Viridiplantae; Streptophyta; Magnoliopsida; Lamiales; Lamiaceae.